Messenger RNA from Cryptococcus wingfieldii CBS 7118, 699 nucleotides. RefSeq lists its product as hypothetical. The transcript has 4 exons. The record is from RefSeq and is a predicted model, not a curated record. Gene Ontology annotation, cellular component: nucleus. Bases 1 to 699 code for a protein of 232 amino acids. NCBI's taxonomy places the organism in Eukaryota, Fungi, Basidiomycota, Tremellomycetes, Tremellales, Cryptococcaceae.
AUGAGCUGCGCAGACGACCUCACCACAGAAGACCUCAACGGGAACGUCACUGCUGAAGUCCUCGAACGAACCUCCGCUGGGGAAGGCAGUACCACCAACUUAUGGAGUCAUAUCGAUCGGGACAACGUGACCGGUCUGAACUUGGACGACCCUUUGAGUGCUCCUAAGCUGAUCAAGCCCUGGGACAAUCGUCUGGAUGAAGAACAGAUAGUAGAGUCUGGCGUGGACGACGAACUGAUAAUACACAUUCCGUUCACAUCCUCUGUCCGCUUGAGGACUCUUGUUCUCAAACCUCCAGCCGCGGACCACCCUCACCGCCCGACACGUACCCGCCUGUAUGCCAACCAGAUCCACUGCCCGGACUUUUCAGAUCUAGAGUCUAUGACUCCCAUCAUGGACAUUGAUACAUCACAGCCCGCCGCUGGUGUGAGAAGGCUACCGGAUGGCCGAAGGGACGUGGAAGAGUGGCCCCUGAAAGUGCAAAAGCUGGCCAACGUCCACAGUGUGACUUUACUCUUCUCUGAAGCCGCCACUUCGCUACGCUCGUCCAUGUACUUUGUAGGGUUCAAAGGCGUUGCGCCAAAGCACGAAAUGGACAUGUCGAAGUUGGGACGUGUGCAGAAUGAGAACGCAGCCGACAAACCAGUUGAUGGAGUGGCGGAGAGGCAGGGGGCGAGUAAUACGACGACUACACGGUAA